Pestalotiopsis fici W106-1 is the source of this 219-nucleotide messenger RNA. RefSeq lists its product as uncharacterized. Bases 1 to 219 code for a protein of 72 amino acids. The transcript has 2 exons. The record is from RefSeq and is a predicted model, not a curated record. Lineage: Eukaryota; Fungi; Ascomycota; Sordariomycetes; Amphisphaeriales; Sporocadaceae.
AUGCUUUACUUCAUGAUUCUCACCCCCUUGCUGGCGCUCGGCGCCAUAGCCAUUCCAUCGAAGAGUCAACGACCUCGUGCCAACGACACGUGGCAAGCUCUCCUAUCAAAUACUACUCUUGCACAAGCUGUCGCAGCAAAAGAUGACGAGAUCUUCAAUUCCGCAAAGGAGCUCGUGGAGAGUGCUGAAGUUAGUAAAGUCCACACGUCUCAAGUCUAA